Messenger RNA from Cyanistes caeruleus (blue tit), 1024 nucleotides. Lineage: Eukaryota; Metazoa; Chordata; Aves; Passeriformes; Paridae. The record is from RefSeq and is a predicted model, not a curated record.
AUGUGUUCCAGUCCGUGGUGGAACUCCUUGGCGCUCGCCUUUCCGGGCUGUUUGUGUGGGAAGCAGCGGCUGCGCUGGCUCCGCUGCCAGGCUGCUGCGGGUUUGGGCUCGGCUGCCGCCGAGGCGGGGUACAAAGUUGCAGCAGCCAGUGGUCACACUGUGGUGUUAGUUGACCAGUCAGAUGAAAUCCUUAAAAAGUCUACUAAAGGAAUUGAAGAGAGUUUGAAGAGAGUGACAAAGAAGAAAUUUGCAGAUAAGCCUGAGGCUGGUGUUGAGUUCAUUAAGAAGACCUUGAAGAACCUCACAACAAGCACAGAUGCAGCAUCAGUGGUCCACAGCACGGAUUUAGUGAUAGAAGCCAUUGUUGAGAACCUGGACGUUAAAAAUGAACUGUUCAAGACACUGGAUAAGUUUGCUCCAGAGCAUACGAUAUUUGCAAGCAACACUUCAUCCCUGCAAAUCACAAAGAUGGCAAACGCAACCACCAGGCAGGACCGAUUUGGUGGUCUCCAUUUCUUCAAUCCUGUGCCUAUGAUGAAGCUCGUGGAGGUUAUCAAGACUCCAAUGACCAGCCAGAAGACUUUUGAAUCACUUGUGGAUUUCAGUAAAGCAGUAGGAAAGAGUCCUGUCAGUUGUAAGGAUACUCCAGGGUUUAUUGUAAAUCGUCUCUUGGUGCCAUAUAUGAUGGAAGCUGUUCGACUUUUUGAGAGAGGAGAUGCAUCAAAGGAAGAUAUUGAUGUUGCUAUGAAGCUUGGGGCUGGCUAUCCCAUGGGUCCAUUUGAACUGCUGGACUAUGUUGGGUUGGAUACCAGUAAAUACAUUAUAGAUGGAUGGCAUUCAUUAGAGCCCAACAAUCCUCUUUUUGCACCCAGCCCACUCCUGAAUAAACUAGUAGAAGAAAAGAAGCUGGGGAAAAAGACUGGAGAAGGAUUUUACAAAUACAAAUGAACUCCAGACCUCAAAAGGUGUUUAAGUAUCUGUAUAUGCUCUUCAGCAUUGCCAUAAUACAGGUGUUUAAACCUUC